AUGUCAUCACAAACUAUUAAAUCUCCAAAAUCUCCUAAAUCUCCUAAAUCUUCAGUUUCUUCAUCAUCAUCAAUAAAUUCAGAUUUAAUAUCACCACAAUCAAGAAGAAGACUGAGUAUUAAUUCAAAUGAUGAUGAUCCUUAUGCAUUAGCAGAAAAAUAUUAUGGUGAUCAUAAAAAGAAAACUUUUAGUAAAGAUAGUCCUUUAUCAAGAGUUCGUACUUUUAGUACUUUUGAAUCUCAAACUACAAAACAUGAAUUUUUAAAAAAAUUAAAUGAACAACAUCCUAUUAAUGAUACUAUAAAAGAACAAAGUGAACCUCCAAGUUCUGGUGGUUCAAAAUCACCAACUCCUUCAGCAACUUCUACUUCAUCUUCAAUUACUGCACCACCAAAAGUUCAUUUUAAUUUAAAUGCUGGUAAAGAUAAAAAUGAUUAUGAUGAAGACGAAGAUUCUCCUACAGAAGUUGAUAAUUUAAACAAUUCAAGUCAACAUAAGAACGGAUUCUCUCAUAUUCAGAAACAUUACCCUAUGAUUAAAGAUGAAUCACCAAAUACUCUUGCUAUUGAUGAUUUAAAUGGAGAAUCAAUUAGUCCAGCAGAAGAAAGAAGAUUUAUAAGGCAAAAUACCGAACAAGCUACUAAAAAACCAUCAAUUGUUCCAUUAUAUGAAAAUGAAUCUCAAACAAUUGCACAACCACAAAAUAAUAAAUUGCAUUUUAGAAGAGCCUCCUUGGAUGAUACUAUAAUUCGUCCUAAAAAAUAUUAUAUAAGUGAUGUUCAAGAAACUUUAAAAGAAUUAUUGGAAAGUGAAGAUACUGAUAAUAAUUGUCAAAUAACAAUAGAAGAUACAGGACCGAAAGUUUUAAGAUUAGGUACAGCAAAUUCAAAUGGUUAUAAAUCAGCAUCUGUACGAGGAACUUAUAUGUUAAGUAAUCUUUUACAAGAAUUAACAAUUGCAAGUAGAUUUGGUAGAAGACAAAUUGUAUUAGAUGAAGCAAGAUUAAAUGAAAAUCCAGUUAAUAGAAUGAAAAGAUUAAUUUCAACUUCAUUUUGGAAAAAUUUAAGUAGACAAGUUACAAGUGAAAAUAUUGUUGAAAUGUCAAGAGAUACCAAAAUAAAAGAAGAUUGGAUUGAUGAAAAUGGGGUUAAACAUGAAGAUCAAGAAAGUCAUAGAGUUUAUGUACCUUAUAAUAGAAAAGAUCAGUAUGAUUUUUUUACAAGAAUAAAAAACAGUAGAGAUGAUAUUCAUUUAGAUGUUCAAUAUUUACCUAAAGUUAUAGAUGCAGAUUUUAUAAAAUCAAUUAAUAAAAAACCAGGUUUAUUAGCAUUAUCUUCAAGAAUUGAUCCAAAAAAUCCAGAAAAUUUAAUAAGUUGGCCAUAUGUUGUACCAGGUGGUAGAUUUAAUGAAUUAUAUGGCUGGGAUUCAUAUAUGGAAACUUUAGGUUUAUUAACUGAUGUUUAUCCAAAUAAAAAUUUAGAACAUUUGGAAUAUGCAAGAGGAAUGGCUGAAAAUUUCAUUUAUGAAAUUGAUCAUUAUGGUAAAAUAUUAAAUGCUAAUAGAUCUUACUACCUUGGUAGAUCACAACCACCUUUUUUAACAGAUAUGGCUUUAAGAAUUUUCAAUAAAACAAUGGAAGUCAUGCCUGAAGAAAUGAAUGAUACAAUUGAUUUUUUGAAAAGAUCUACAUUAGCAGCUAUAAAAGAAUAUGAAACAGUUUGGUGUUGUCCUCCAAGAUUAGAUCCAAAAACUGGGUUAUCUUGUUAUCAUCCAUCAGGUAAAGGUAUACCACCAGAAACUGAAGCAUCACAUUUUACAGCAGUUUUGAAAAAAUAUGUUGAAAAAUACGGAAUAACUCAAGAUGAAUUUAUUGAAAAAUAUAAUCUGGGAGAUAUUAAAGAACCAGAAUUAGAUCAAUAUUUCUUACAUGAUAGAGCAGUUAGAGAAUCUGGUCAUGAUACGUCUUAUAGAUUAGAAGGUAAAUGUGCUUGGUUAGCAACGGUUGAUUUAAAUUCAUUAUUAUAUAAAUAUGAAAAUGAUAUUGCAUUUAUAAUUACAACUUUUUUCAAUGAUAAUUUAGAAGAUUCAAAAGGUAAUAUUCAUUCAUCCGAGAUAUGGCUUAGAAGAGCAACUGAUAGAAAAGCAAAUGUUAAUAAAUACUUAUGGAAUGAAAAAGAUUCAAUGUAUUAUGAUUAUAAUGUUCAUGAACAAAAACAAGAAGAUUAUGAAUCAGCAACUUGUUUUUGGCCAUUAUAUGCAAAAUUAGCAUCAACUGAACAAGCUUCAAAAUUAAUUGAAAAUUCAGUCCCCAAAUUUGAAGAACAUGGUGGUUUAGUUGCUGGUACUUUAAAAUCAAGAGGUGAUAUUGGUUUAUCAAGACCUUCUCGUCAAUGGGAUUUCCCAUUUGGUUGGGCUCCACAACAAAUUUUAGCUUGGAUUGGGUUUGUAAACUAUGGUUAUGAUGGUAUUGCAAGAAGAUUAGCUUAUAGAUGGUUAUUUAUGAUGACAAAAUCAUUUGUGGACUAUAAUGGAGUAGUUGUUGAAAAAUAUAAUGUUACAAAAGGUGCAGUUCCUCAUAGAGUUGAUGCUGAAUACGGUAAUCAAGGUCUUGAUUUCAAAGGAGUAGCAACAGAAGGUUUCGGAUGGGUUAAUGCAAGUUAUUUGUUUGGUUUAACUUUCUUGGAUCUUUCAGGUCAAAGAGCUUUGGGAACUCUUACUCCUCCAGAUGUCUUUUUCAGAAAUAUGCAUCCGGUUCAAAGAAGAAGUUACCAAUAG
Lodderomyces jiufengensis is the source of this 2775-nucleotide messenger RNA. It is a transcript of the gene NTH1, whose product is annotated as alpha,alpha-trehalase NTH1. Lineage: Eukaryota; Fungi; Ascomycota; Pichiomycetes; Serinales; Debaryomycetaceae. Gene Ontology annotation, molecular function: alpha,alpha-trehalase activity; calcium ion binding. Gene Ontology annotation, biological process: trehalose catabolic process. The record is from RefSeq and is a predicted model, not a curated record. Gene Ontology annotation, cellular component: cytoplasm. The transcript has a single exon. The coding region runs from base 1 to 2775 and encodes 924 amino acids.